Micromonas pusilla CCMP1545 is the source of this 576-nucleotide messenger RNA. RefSeq lists its product as uncharacterized. The transcript has a single exon. NCBI's taxonomy places the organism in Eukaryota, Viridiplantae, Chlorophyta, Mamiellophyceae, Mamiellales, Mamiellaceae. The record is from RefSeq and is a predicted model, not a curated record. The coding region runs from base 1 to 576 and encodes 191 amino acids.
AUGUCGCAAAGAGCCGCGGCCGCGGCCGCGGACGCGGCUCGGAUCCGCGGCACGCUCGCGGCGAUGGAAUCGCGCGCGGAAUUCCGCUCCAACCUGCCGUACUACGCCCUCGCCGCGCUCGGGGCGACGACCGCGGGCGUCGGAUACGUCACCGGGUUCGAGCGCACGAGGAAAGCCGUCGGCGAGCAGAUGGCGCUCGCGGAGGCGGAGGCGGGAGGGACGAUGACGCCGGGGAACGCGUGGGUCUUGCGAGCGAUGGGCGUCCUCCUCGGCUCGACCGUGGGCGCGAACGUCGGGCAGUCGUACGCGGUCCGACGCGGCGCGAUCGCUGGCGCGGGGACCUUCGCGCUCUUCGGCCUCUUCGCCGCGGAGCCGAGCGCGAUCUACGCGCCGUACGCGGGGAGCGUGCUGUUGAACGGAGGGAGCGCGGCGUGGAACGAUCUCGGCGCCGCGGCGUGUCGGGCGUUUCGAGGACCCUCCAAGGCGGAGGAGGAACCGGAGAAGGCGAAGAGAGAGCGCCGGGGGUGGAGGUUCUGGAGGAAGAAACCCGUCGACGGCGACGGCGGCGGGAAAUAG